GCGCGUUGACGGUGGUGCCGUCGGUGUUCAUAAAUUCGGCACGGUGUGCUCGCGGGUAGCCGGAGACGAGUUCAGUUCGCUUUUCUGUUGGCGGCCGCGUGCCGUUUUUUAUUGUUGUCGCUGUCGCUAAAUAACAAAUUUUACGUACACGUCAAUUUUUUUUCGAGAUACUUUUUGUUUAUUGCUCUCUGGGCAUUCGAUUUAUUAUCGUUACGCAGUUGUGAAAAAGAAAAUGUUUUUUUAAAGCGUAUCAAGCUCCACGAUAAGUUGUUCGACUUGACUGUUUCUUUUUGUUUGUCACGCACUCCCACUCACAGGAUCUGCCGCAUCCUCUCACUUAAGAGCCGUCAGUUAUCAGGUUUGCUUUUCGCGGAAACUACACUCAAGCACGUUUGUACACUACAUGAACUAAGGUGUAUUAAAAGGCUUACUACACGUCGUACCGGAACUAAGCAUUUGUGCUUACAACUACCAACGUGAAAUUAGAAAUCUAAGAGCAAAACUAUGUGGCUUAUUCAAGUAAAGGGAUGUUGGCUACAAUGACGACCAGCGUCACUUAAGUAACUGGUUAUGCUCGGGUCGGCGAACCCGGAUGUCACUUAAAUGGACGGCAUCAACGUCACGGCCGUAACCGACUUCAACGGAUCUCUGGUGUCGUGGCCGAAGAACUCGACAUCCUCCUACACGGCGUUAGAAGCUUUUGCAAUUGGCUCCGUACUUUUCCUGGUAAUUGUGGUCACCAUUGUGGGAAACAUAUUGGUCUGUAUUGCGGUGUGUCUAGUACGGAAACUUCGGAGACCUUGUAACUACUUACUAGUCUCUUUAGCCGUAUCUGAUCUGUGUGUGGCUAUUCUCGUUAUGCCACUUGCUCUACUGUACCUCGUGUUAGGCAAAUGGCCGUUUGGCAAAUUCAUGUGUGAUCUUUGGGUUUCAUUUGAUGUCCUCUCGUGUACUGCUUCCAUUUUAAACCUAUGCAUGAUAAGCGUCGAUCGUUAUUAUGCAAUUACUAAGCCGUUAGAGUAUGGUGUAAAGAGAACGCCUCGAAGGAUGUUAGUUUGUGUUUUACUUGUUUGGUUGGGAGCUGCUUGUAUAAGUUUGCCGCCAGUUCUUAUACUAGGGAAUGAGCAUUCCAUAGUAGAUGGUGUGCCGCACUGUAUUGUGUGUCAAAAUUCCGGCUAUCAAAUAUAUGCGACGUUGGGUUCAUUUUACAUACCUUUAACUGUGAUGAUUACAGUUUAUUAUAAGAUUUUCCAAGCUGCUCGUAAAAUUGUGCUUGAAGAGCGAAGGGCCCAAACCCACCUAGAAAAUAGUCACUGUUAUCUGGAAAUCAGUGUCAAAAAUGGUGUUGGUCCGGUGGAGUCAAAGAUUGCAUUGACCGAACGCAAUAAACAUGGUCAUAGAGCAAGCAGUAGUGCAAGUACCGUUACCACAUAUAGUGGAAUCGGAAGCAGUAUAACUAGGGAUUGUCGAUGUUGUUCAAUGGUCCGGCGAUCCCUAGGUGAAUAUCAAUGUCCAGUUCUUAUGGUAGUCCCUAACAGUAACGGCAAUAAUAAGAAAUCAGUGAAUGCAUCGAAAAAACAAGAAACUGGUGGAAAAAAGCUUAGGUUUCAAUUGGCAAAAGAACGAAAAGCAUCCACCACACUUGGUAUAAUAAUGAGUACAUUCACGGUGUGCUGGCUACCAUUCUUUGUACUAGCUCUGGUUAGGCCAUUUUUAAGCGAUCCUUCUAGUAUACCCAGUUCUUUGAGUAGCUUGUUCCUAUGGUUGGGUUAUGCAAAUUCGUUAUUGAACCCUGUAAUUUACGCUACACUGAAUCGCGAUUUUCGAAGACCGUUUCAACAGAUACUUUAUUUCAAAUGUGGUUCACUAAAUCACAUGAUGCGUGAGGAGUUCUAUCAUUCUCAGUACGGCGAUCCUGAACCACAACACUCAACGCACUAUUGUGUAAUUCCAGGAGAACCCACAUUCGCCCCACAUUACACGUCUCCAUCAAAACAGCAACUAGAUGAAACUUUGGCAGUUUCAACAGAUAUUAGUCAACAGACUAUGGCGUCUGAAUCAUUUCUUUAGUAAUAAGUUGGUAAAGUUAUAGAAAUAUUCAGAGAAUAAUUGAGUUUACAAUUAUUUUUGUAAUAUAUCAUUAAAUUUGUAUAUAAGUAGUUUACUAAGUAACUACAGGACAAAAUAGAGCUACAAAAAAUAAAGCGCUUUAAAUAAUACGUUAAGAACCACCAGUCACAUUACAAAUUAUCUUAAGUAUACACUGUAUAAUUUCCAUAAAAUUUAAGUGUCUAUAAUGAUCGUUAACAUGUUCUAUAAUGUUAAUGGAAAAUAUUGUACAUAACGAUUCUUCUUUAUUGUAAAUUACAGAUAUUAAAUAUUAUGGGUAACUGACAUACAUUUUAUACUUUACUUUAUUCGUCCAUGGGUACCCUAGAUCUCUUUUGUUGUAUUAAGUUAUGAUGUAUUUCAAAAAGUACUUGAUUAUUAUUUUAACAACUAUGUAACUGUAAUGUUAAUUAAUAUAUAUUUUUUUAUUAUGAUAACAAGUAUUAUUGAAUAACUUUAAUUUUAAAAUUUUACUUUGGCAUUUUAUCUCGAAUAAGAAUUACGUAGUAAUGUAAACCUAACAAACUUAAUUAAUACAGUAUUAGAAUUUUUAACACCAUUUUUAGAAUAUUUAAAUUAAAAUCAAGAAAUUUACUUAUAUCGCACCUGAUUAUAAUGUAAACCAAAUGACCACUUUGUAAUUUUGCAAUAUUCAUAUUACUAAUUCAACUUUAUCAGAUAGAAUUGAAAAAUAUAUUUCUGUGGUUAUUUUCUAAAAGCUGAUGUGACUUUUAGAAAUUUUUGAGAAAAAUAAAAAAAAAUUUUUCAUUCAAUGGCGUAUUAUAGAAAAUUUAAUUUUUGAAGUGUAAAAACGAAUUCUUUUGGUAAAUUUUUUUUAAUAAUUUUUUGACGUGUGAAAGAAACACAUUCUCUUCUAUGCAAAUUAUAAAAAGUUCCAUAAAUUUAUUUUAUGAUUUAUCAGCUUUUGAGUAUGAACCACAGAUUUCAUUGUUUAAAAGAGGUAGAUUAUCUUUUAAUGAAACAGUUAAAUGUAUAAUUAUCUGUAUAUUAAUUGGGGUGACUAAUCUACAAAAACAUUAAAUAACAAUUUUUGACUACAGUUAGUAUAUUUUUGUUACUGAUAUAAUUUACUUGUAAAAUAAUUAUUUAAUGAACGUUAUAUAUUCUAUUGUUUUUCUGAAUUACUGCAUAUUAAAUUUAGUUAUAAUAUGUACAUAAUGAAAUAAAUAAAUAAUUGAAU
Molecule: messenger RNA, 3310 nt
Organism: Daktulosphaira vitifoliae (grape phylloxera)
Lineage: Eukaryota; Metazoa; Arthropoda; Insecta; Hemiptera; Phylloxeridae
Product: 5-hydroxytryptamine receptor 1-like
Exons: 6
Coding region: 604-2070 (488 amino acids)
Biological process (GO): adenylate cyclase-activating adrenergic receptor signaling pathway
Cellular component (GO): plasma membrane
Molecular function (GO): G protein-coupled acetylcholine receptor activity
Source: RefSeq, a predicted model, not a curated record